Molecule: messenger RNA, 1251 nt
Organism: Anastrepha obliqua
Lineage: Eukaryota; Metazoa; Arthropoda; Insecta; Diptera; Tephritidae
Product: coiled-coil domain-containing protein 43
Exons: 3
Coding region: 196-852 (218 amino acids)
Source: RefSeq, a predicted model, not a curated record
GUCAGCUGUGAGAUAUCUUACUGCUUUGAAAUACCUGAACAAUGGUGGUGGGGAAUCACGACAGUACCAAAAAUAGCUAAAAUUUCGGAUUUUACGAUUACGGCAACUGAACUGUUAACAAUAAAUUUAAAAAAUAUUUAAAAGACGUACUGCUGAAGCGUUCCUUAUUUCAUUUACCGAGAGAGAAGAGACGAAAUGCCGAAAAAUAAGCAGUGUGCCGAUGAAUUCACAACGUGGCUGCAUGGCCAACUUAAGGAGCUCAAUACCGAUCCAGACGUGUUUGGUACCUAUAUUAUAGGUAUACUUGACGGACAAGAAACACUGGAAGAAAAGCGUGAAGCGCUCAAUGAUAUACUUAGCGAAAUUAUUCCCGAUGAUCUCGAUACUCUUUUAAGUGUAAUAUUUGAAAAAUGGGAUGCAACGCAUCCGAAGGAGGAGGUAAAGAAGUCUGUACACAUUGAUGUGAAUGAGCAGUUGGCCAAAUUGUUAGAGGCACAAAAGAUUCAAACGAUCGUAAAGGAACGCGAAUACACUGAGGAAGAACGACGAAUACGAGAGCAAAUUUUGGCGCAAUACUCGCAGACAGAAGUUAAUGACGAUGAUGCCUACGACUCGGAGGAGGAGUCUGAAAGAACGAAUGCAACUGCUGUUGCGGCCAGCUCGUCAAAUAUAAUUGAACGUAAUACCAAUGUGCAGGAUGUAAUGGCAUUGCAAAAAGAAAAACGAGAAAUGGCGCGUUUGGAGAGCGCAGCAAAGAAACAAAAGGAUAAAGAGGAUAGGGAGCGACAAAGGCAACAGCGUGAGGAAAAGAAAGAAAAACGCAAAACUGUAAAAGGCGAACGACGGCGGUAGUUGCAUGGUGAAGAAAAUUGUUUAUGCAUUGGUGGAAAUUCUUUCUGCUUUGUCACAAAUUGCAUGUAACGAUUUUGAUGCAAUAAGCCUAUUUUUUUUUAUGAUUGAUGUAAUGGCCUGUAAGCCGUGUCAGGCCAGUUCUGCAUUCCGAUUUGAAUUUAAAAACCCAAAAUGGUACAAUACACCUUUUGAAAUAUUCGAUCGGAAUGACAUAUUGAUUUCUAUUCGGAGCAAAUUUUUCAGAAUCGAAGUGCAGAACAAAGCUGAAAAAACUAUCCUUUGAUUGAAAUUAUAUUAGAUUUAUAUACAUAUCUUUAAGAUAUUUCAUUUCAAACUUGUUUCAAAUUUUUUCACAUGUUUUUCUGAAUUCACUGAAUCUAUCGUUUGAGUAAAAAUCAA